Messenger RNA from Nelumbo nucifera (sacred lotus), 3229 nucleotides. RefSeq names its product DNA/RNA helicase protein. Gene Ontology annotation, molecular function: zinc ion binding; ATP-dependent activity, acting on DNA; ATP binding. Lineage: Eukaryota; Viridiplantae; Streptophyta; Magnoliopsida; Proteales; Nelumbonaceae. The record is from RefSeq and is a predicted model, not a curated record. Gene Ontology annotation, cellular component: nucleus. Gene Ontology annotation, biological process: DNA repair.
CAUUCAUUUCAAAAGAAGAGGAGAAAACGGUCGUCAGAGAGUGAGAGAGACCUUCUCAGUUCCCUCCACCGGGCACCGACUACUGUAAAUAAACUGACUCUGUGAGUCCUUCUUUACUCGGUAAUCUACGCAUCAUUCUUCGUUCAAAAUUUAAACCCAUCUGGGCUAGGCAUCUCUUUCAAACCAGAUCGAUUCUGGUUUUCUCCAUGGAAGGACUAGACCCUGUGGCCUUGUUCAUGAAUCUUGAACAGUGGCGAGAACCCCAAAUGGAAGAUGAAGCAGAAGUUCAAGAUUCUCCCUCUCCCUCUGUUGCUUCUUCAAGCUAUGAGACUUACAUGGUGGGUUUUGUGAUCGCCAACAUCGUCGGUCUUCAGUACUACACCGGUAGGAUCAGCGGACGGGAGAUGGUAGGUCUGGUUCGAGAACCCCUCAACCCUUACGACUCCAACGCUAUUAAGGUGCUCAAUACCCGAACAAUCCAGGUCGGACACAUUGAUCGAUCCUCGGCUGGUGUUCUUUCUCCUCUCCUUGACGCCCAACUCAUCGCCGUUGAGGGCAUCGUACCCAACAUUCCCGGGAGCAAAAACCGGUACAAACUCCCUUGCCAAAUCCACAUCUUUGCUCGCGUUGAAAACUUUCAGCUUGUUCGGGACAGCAUUUCGCGUGGUGGGUUGCAGCUAAUUUCUGAUCCGAGUCCUUCUUUUGCACUGUCGGAGGCUGUAAUUGUUAAAGAAAAGAAAACUAAGAAGGAGAAACGGGAUAUUGACGAGAUUUUUAAGUUGGUGGAUGCUGGUGAGAACAGGAAGGGAAAAAUGGAAAUGUUGGAGCCGCCCAAGGAGAUUAUCACAGCCAAGUUGCUCUUGCAUCAGAAGGAAGGGUUGUGGUGGUUGGUUCAAAGGGAGAAUUCUCUCGAGUUGCCGCCGUUUUGGGAAGAGAAAGGUGGAGACUAUGUCAAUGUCUUGACAAAUUAUCGGACCGAUAAGCGACCAGAGCCGCUGAAUGGGGGGAUUUUUGCUGACGAGAUGGGAUUGGGUAAGACCCUAACAUUACUCUCUCUAAUUGCUACUAAUAGACCGGAUGCUAACCUAGCUUCUUCAGUUGAUACUGCUACUGGAGAUAUAGACAACUCAGAAGAAGACGAGGACAGAUUGUCUGUUGUUAAGAAGUCUAAGAAAGGGAAAUCGGGUAAGAAAGCUACAGUUUCACGUAAGAAGCGUAAAUUAAAUAGUUCUGAUUUGGGUAACAAAGGGAACGGAACACCAAAGGGUGGACAGGAUAGAUUUUCUACUGUUUUUGGCCCAAGAACAACAUUAGUUGUCUGUCCUCCAUCAGUAUUUUCAACGUGGGCAACACAGCUACAAGAGCAUACUAGACCUGGAAGCUUGAAAGUAUACAUGUAUUAUGGGGAGCGUACUAGAGAUCCUGAAGAGCUUCAGAAGUAUGAUAUUGUUUUGACAACUUAUAGUACACUGGCUACUGAAGCCCAUGAUUAUCAUUCACCAAUGACAUUGAUAGAAUGGUGGAGAGUUAUUUUGGAUGAAGCGCACUUAAUAAAAAAUGUGGCGGCCCGACAGAGUCAAGCUGUCAUAGAACUCAAGGCUAAGAGGAGAUGGGUUGUUACAGGGACACCCAUUCAGAAUGGAUCAUUUGAUUUGUACUCUCUCAUGUCUUUCUUAAGGUUUGAACCAUUUUCAAUCAAGAGCUAUUGGCAGAGCUUAGUGCAACGUCCUCUUGAUCAGGGGAAUGAGUGUGGCCUCUUGCGUUUGCAGAUCUUAAUGGAGACCAUAUCUCUGCGAAGAACAAAGGACAAGGGUUUGAUUGAAUUGCCAUCUAAAACCUUUGAGACCUGUUUCAUAGAUCUUUCUGCUGAAGAGCGUCAACAGUAUGAUCGGUUGGAAGCUGAGGCUAAGAAUGUGGUCCAAGAUUACAUUCGUGUUGGAAGUGUAAUCCGCAACUACUCAACCGUACUUAGUAUUAUUUUACGACUUCGUCAAAUCUGUGAUGAUAUGAAAUUGUGUCCAGAGGAUAUUAGAUCAUUGUUUCCAUCUAAUAACAUUGAAGAUGUAACAAAUAAUCCAGAAUUGUUGCAAAAGUUGCUCUCAAUGCUACAAGAUGGAGACGACUUUGAUUGUCCAAUUUGCAUUUCUCCACCAACUGAUAUUGUCAUCACAUGUUGUGCUCACAUCUUUUGCCGGACCUGUAUACUGAGAAGCCUCAAACGUCCCAAUGCCUCUUGUCCCCUCUGUCGAAGACCACUAAGAGAAUCAGAUCUAUUUUUGGCUCCACCAAGACCAAUAGAUGGUGACAACCAAGAUAUUCCUUCUAGAACCACUUCUUCCAAAGCAUCUGCCCUCUUGAAACUCCUGGUGAGAUCCAGGAAUGAGAAUCCUUCUAAAAAGUCUGUUGUAUUCUCCCAGUUUAGUAAGAUGCUGAUAUUACUUGAAGAGCCACUGAAGGAAGCUGGUUUCAGGAUUUUGAGGUUGGAUGGGUCAAUGAGUGCAAAGAGGAGAGCUCAAGUGAUCAAAGAAUUUGGAGAUCAAGGUCAAGAAGCACCAACAGUAUUAUUGGCAAGCCUCAAGGCUUCGUGUGCAGGGAUAAAUCUGACAGCGGCAUCAAGAGUUUACCUAGUGGAGCCAUGGUGGAAUCCAGCAGUUGAGGAACAGGCCAUGGACCGGGUACACCGAAUUGGGCAGAAAGAGGAUGUUAAGAUUGUGAGGUUGAUUGCCAGGAAUAGCAUUGAGGAGAGGAUAUUAGAGUUGCAAGAGAAGAAAACAAAGUUGGCACGGAAUGCUUUUGGGAGGAAUGGCAAAGAUCGGAGACAAAUCGGUAUGGAAGACCUAUGUACUCUCAUGGCAUUGUGAUCUCUUGCAUUAUAGGCAUAUACAUAUGCAUGUUCAUAUAGCAAUAUUUUCUUUACCAUUACUCAGCCCAUGUCCAUAAGCUAUUUUUUGUAGUCACCAGAAAAGCUGUUUUGCUGAUUCCUACUGGAUUGUCCCACACUUCCAUAGUAUACAUAUCCUGGACAUCAUGGAUUGUUAGCACUAAUAGGAGGAUGUCGAGGAAGCCGAUUCCUACAUGAAUAUGUUUGGCCAAGUGACACUUUUGCAUACAAAGAAAGAGAGGAAAUAUGAUAUGAUUUUUGGAAUCUUUCUAGAGUGGUUUUUAUUGAGCUGAUAUUUUUAAGAUUCCUCUUAAGGUAAAAUAUAACCAAGAUAUUGUUUCAUUUCUA